Molecule: messenger RNA, 896 nt
Organism: Nematolebias whitei (Rio pearlfish)
Lineage: Eukaryota; Metazoa; Chordata; Actinopteri; Cyprinodontiformes; Rivulidae
Product: protein FAN
Source: RefSeq, a predicted model, not a curated record
GGAUCGAGGACGAUGAGCUUCGAGCUGGAGGUUUGGAGUAAAACGGAAGACGUUGUUCAGACGUUGCUACAGCUCUACAGGGCGUCCUGCUUGGAGAACCUUGGAGACCAGACUGCAAUGAUCGCUGCUAAUCUGCAGUCGCGGUUGGCGAGGUCAUCGUUCGACAAGAUCUGCUUUCAGAGCGUCCUGGAGAUGCCGCACGAGGAGUGUGCCGCAGAGAUGGUCACGCCCCUCGUUUCCAAUCCGGGCCACGUCUGCGUAACGGACGAAAACCUUUAUUUCCAGCCUCUCAAUGGAUUCCCGAAGCACGUGAUUCAAAUCAAGCUGCACAGAAUCAGGAGAAUCUACAAAAGACGGCACGGCCUCAAACCUUUGGGUCUGGAGGUGUUCUGCACUGAGAACGAGCUGUGCUCCGACGUCUACCUGAAGUUUUACAGCACGGCUGACCGAGACGAGAUCUACUACUACAUCGCUACUUUCCUGGAGAACCACGUCACAGAGCACACAGCGGAGAGCUACACCCUGCAGUGGCAGCGAGGCCACCUCAGCAACUACCAGUACCUCCUCCACCUCAACAACCUGGCGGACCGCAGCUGCAACGACCUCUCCCAGUACCCAGUCUUCCCCUGGGUCGUCGCUGAUUACACCAGCUCACAGUUGGAUUUGACGGAUGCCGCCACGUUCAGAGACCUGAGCAAACCCGUGGGAGCGCUAAACAAAGAGCGACUCGACAGGCUGCUGGCUCGGUACCAAGGCAUGCCCGAACCCCGCUUCAUGUACGGAAGCCACUACUCGUCUCCGGGAUACGUCCUGUUUUACCUGGUCAGAGUCGCUCCGGAGCACAUGCUGUGUCUCCAGAAUGGCCGGUAUGACCACGCAGACCGCAUGUUCAACAG